UACUCCGAAAUGUAUCAACUAACUUACUUUCCUAUUCGAGGAAGAGCUGAACAUAUUCGCCUAUUUCUAGAAGACCUUAAAAUACCAUAUGAAAGCAAGAUAGUCAAUUUUGAAGACUGGGAAAGUUAUAAAGCCAAACAUAGUGGUACAGAGAAACUUCCUUUUGGACAGUUUCCGAUUUUUCAAGAUGGCAACCUACACCUGGCUCAGAGCGGAGCGAUUGCAAGAUACUUGGCCAGAAAACAUGACAAAUAUGGAAAAACAGAUGAAGAGAAGGCUUUAAACGAUAUGCUGUUUGAUAUGGCUGUCGAUAUCCAUAGCAUAUACCUAAAGCACAUAUAUGAUCCUCAACGGAAACAGAAAAUGGAUAUCUUUGUACAAGAAGCAAAAGGAAAGUUAGAAUUGGUAGAAAAGUUUGUGAAUCGCAGAGGAAAUAAGUUUGUUGUUUGUAAUGAGCCUACUCUUGCAGAUUAUUAUAUGUUUGAGGUGUUGGACAUUCUUUUGAGAGAAGAGAAGACGAUACUUGAUUCUUAUCCUAAGCUAAAGGGAAUUCAUAAUCAGAUGAAAAAUCGUUCUCAUAUUGCUGCAUUCUUAAAGUCCGAUCGUCGGUUCGACAAACCAGUUGCAGUGUCAGAUGCUUGAGUAUUAUUUGUAUUGCAAAAAUGAGAGAGUGUCAAUGUUUGUUUUUAGUAUAAUAAAAGUAUUUGUUUUUCA
Molecule: messenger RNA, 714 nt
Organism: Galdieria sulphuraria
Lineage: Eukaryota; Rhodophyta; Bangiophyceae; Galdieriales; Galdieriaceae
Product: glutathione S-transferase
Exons: 2
Coding region: 10-642 (210 amino acids)
Biological process (GO): glutathione metabolic process
Molecular function (GO): glutathione transferase activity
Source: RefSeq, a predicted model, not a curated record